GUGACAGUAAAUAACCUCCUCGCUGCCGGAAAGUGAGGGUUUGGGCCACAGGAACAGUAUCAGGGCCUCUGUCUGCCCCCCAUUCCCCCGAUCCCCCCGGUUACACUGGUGCCCCCGGGCCUCGGGUUGUAGCGCGGAUCUGCCCCCGGGUGUAUGCGUGGGUGGGUACAGGCGGCCGCCAUGACCCAGGCUGAGAAGGCAGAGCCGGAGAACGGGAAGGAGAAGGAAAAGGAACAGCGGGGGGUGAAGAGGCCGAUUGUGCCGGCGGCGGUGCCGGAGCCCCCACAGGAUCCAAUACAGAGCGAUUUCAUUGUGGUGAUCCACCCGGGAUCCAGCAGCCUCCGCAUUGGCCGAGCCACCGACACCCAGCCCGCCGGCAUCCCCCACCUCAUAGCCCGGAGGCACCGGCAGGGGGGCCAGCCCACCCACAGGGACAAGUGGCUACUGAGAGACGGCCUGAGUAAACCAGAAAGCAACGAACAAAGACAAAAUGGGUUGAAAAUGGUGGAUCAGGCAAUUUGGUCCAAGAAAAUGUCGAAUGGAACCAGGCGGAUCCCAGUGAUGCCGGAGCAGGCUCGCGCUUACAAUAAACAAAUCCGACCUGCAAUAUUGGAUCACGACUCCGGUGCCAAAUGGACGGACACAUCACAUCACCCAGAAUACCUUGUAGGGGAAGAGGCACUGUACGUGAAUCCAUCAGACUGCUACAAUCUUCACUAUCCCAUCCGGCGGGGCCAGCUGAAUCUACACUCCGGGCCUGGAGGUUCCCUCACCGCGGUACUGGCCGAUCUGGAAACCAUUUGGUCCCACGUCCUACAGAAAAUGCUGGAAAUCCAAUUGAAAGAUCUGAAGUAUUACAGGUGCAUUUUGCUCAUCCCAGACAUCUAUAAUCGGCAGCACGUAAAGGAGAUGGUGAAUAUGUUACUGAUGAAGAUGGGCUUUUCCGGUAUCAUUGUACAUCAGGAGUCGGUUUGCGCCAUGUACGGCAGCGGCCUGAGCAGCGCUUGUGUAGUGGACGUCGGGGAUCAGAAGACGAGUGUUUGCUGCGUGGAGGAUGGAAUCUCCCAUAGGAACACCAGGCUCUGCUUGGCAUACGGCGGCAGUGACGUCACAAGAUGUCUCUAUUGGCUGAUGCAGAGAGCGGGAUUUCCCUAUCGAGACUGCCAGCUGUCUAAUUACCUGGACUGUCUGGUCCUGCAGCAGCUGAAGGAGAGCUUUGCGCAUCUAGACCAGGUGGGGGCGCUCUCGCUGCUUUCGUGUCGAUGCCCAGAGUGCGGGACCCGUCGGGCACCCAGUGUGACUGUUCUGUUCUCAUCGCAGGAUAUUUCGGGACUUCAGGACCAUGAGUUCCAGGUUCGACACCCGGCGGCUCCGGCCUUGCUCUACCAGCUGAGACUUGGGGAUGAGAAGCUGCAGGCACCCAUGGCGCUUUUCUAUCCGGCCACGUUUGGGAUUGUGGAGCAGAAAAUGACCUCCAUGCAGCACCGAUCGCACGGCGACCCAGAAGACCCGCACGACGAGCAUUACCUGCUGGCAACGCAGAGCAAACAGGAACAGGCAGCUAAAGCAGCCGCUGACCGGAAGGCCCUGCCCAAGGCCAGUCUGUAUGAGGAGGGUCGGGCCCAGGAUAUAUCAGACAGGGCCCAUAUGCAGGAAUCGGAUCUCGGAUCCUCCCAGAACGACUGCUUGAUCUCUGGGAACGACUCGGAGGAGCCCCCGGCGGCCAUGUUUAGCAGGAAGACGGCGGUGUCCCAGUUUGAAGGGAAAGCGCUGGGGUUGGACAAGGCCAUUCUACACAGUAUCGACUGCUGCGCCUCGGACGACACCAAGAAGAAGAUGUACGGCUCCGUCCUGGUGGUUGGGGGGGGCCUGAUGUUCCAUAGAGCCCAGCAGUUCCUGCAGCAUCGGAUCCUCAACAAAAUGCCCCCCUCGUUUCGGAGAGUCGUAGAUAAUGUCGAGGUGAUCACGAGGCCAAAGGACAUGGACCCCCGCCUGAUUGUAUGGAAAGGGGGGGCCCUGCUGGCCUGUCUGGACACCACCCAGGAGCUGUGGGUCUAUCAGCGGGAAUGGCAGCGCUUCGGCGUCCGUAUGUUACGGGAACGAGCGACUUUUGUCUGGUGAUUUCCAUUCGCUUUCUGCCCGAUGUACAGCGUGUUUUAUAGGUUAUUUAUCAACCCCCCCAUUGUACAAAUAAAUACCCCUUUCCAUCCCCG
Messenger RNA from Xenopus tropicalis (tropical clawed frog), 2213 nucleotides. It is a transcript of the gene actr8, whose product is annotated as ARP8 actin related protein 8 homolog. NCBI's taxonomy places the organism in Eukaryota, Metazoa, Chordata, Amphibia, Anura, Pipidae. The record is from RefSeq and is a predicted model, not a curated record. Gene Ontology annotation, cellular component: chromosome; nucleus. The coding region runs from base 154 to 2121 and encodes 655 amino acids. The transcript is spliced from 13 exons.